Molecule: messenger RNA, 3391 nt
Organism: Lasiosphaeria miniovina
Lineage: Eukaryota; Fungi; Ascomycota; Sordariomycetes; Sordariales; Lasiosphaeriaceae
Product: kinase-like domain-containing protein
Exons: 2
Coding region: 293-2968 (891 amino acids)
Biological process (GO): autophagosome assembly; regulation of autophagy; protein autophosphorylation
Cellular component (GO): cytoplasm; membrane; cytosol
Molecular function (GO): RNA binding; ATP binding; protein serine/threonine kinase activity
Source: RefSeq, a predicted model, not a curated record
CAUUCGUCAAAAUCGCUCACAUUCCCUCAGGCACGAGUUUUUCUACCUUUUGAGGGCGCCUAACGAGGGGGCCAUUCGCUCCUCCCCCAAACACCCCACAGUUCACACAAGGAAGCUCGAACACGCCUCGUUUGUUGAUCGUCACACUUUGGUCUACAUCCACUGCAUCUGAUCAGCGGACCUUGCGAAAUAUAUGCAAACUGAUGCGAUUGCCAAAGUUGGACUAAUGUCUGAUCGACCGCCACGACCGAUUGCCCUCGCGUAGAAGGGAGCUUGGUUGAGGUCGGCGACCAUGGCAGGCCAAAACCGACCACUCCCGGAGUUGGUGCGCGACUGGAGGCUUCAAGCCACCAUUCAACAAAAUGGUAAUGUCACUACCCAUACCCGCCCGCCCUCGACUCGUGAAACCUGGACGCGUGAGAAGAGAUUGGGCCGCGGGGGUUAUGGCGACGUCUGGCUGGAGCGGAAGGUGAAGCUGAAAGGCGCGCGGGGAUCUCACACGGCCGACCUUCGCGCCGUCAAGUGCCUUGAGAUAUCCAAUCGCGCGUCGCAUUCCGACGCUGAGCACUUCUAUGUGCGCGAGAUUGAAGCAUUGGCCAAGUUCUCGCAGGCCAACAUGGAGUAUAAUGAGUACUUUGUUAAAUUCUUCGGCUGGUACAAGGCGCCCGGUUCCCUAUACAUCGCCAUGGAAUACUGCGAGCAUGGCGACCUGAGGAUGUACCUUGCCGAUCACAAAACCUUGCCAGAAGACCAAGUACAGGUUGUUGUCCGCCAGGUUCUCGGCGCCCUUUCCUCCAUGCACAAAGAGGGAUUUGCUCAUCGAGACCUCAAACCCGCGAAUAUUCUCAUCAAAACUCAUCCACCCGAGCAUGAAUGGUGGACGAAAGUGUGCGAUCUCGGGCUCAGCAAACGAGCCGAGGGUGUCGCGGGGGGGCUCACCACAACGAUGAGAGGCACCGAAAAUUUCAUGGCCCCAGAAACAAAAGGCUUUCCCUUCACCGGAGAUCCCAGGACUGCGGAUCCAUUUCGUGCCGAUAUCUGGUCCCUUGGCGAGACUGUUUUCCGUGCCCUGACGGGCCACGGGACGUUUCAGGACCCAGUGGCCUUCUUGGAUUACCAACAAGGAAAACAUAACUUCCCGUUAAAUCCGCUAAGAGAGGCCAAAGCAAGUCCUUUGGCGCAGUCUUUUGUUGUCACACUCAUGUCACCCUUACCGAAAACCAGACCAGAGGCACCAGAUGCCUUACGCCACCCAUGGAUAAAACAGGGAGACGAGCCUUCACUUGUUCUUCCGGACACAGAAACGGUUUACCAAAGUCAACUGGAACCCGGAGAUUCAUCAUUAUAUGCAGAGAAUGAUCUCACCAAGCCAUCAGGCCAAUGGACCACCACCAUGCCUCAUCGGGGGGCCAUCCCAUCCAAUGCCUCCCAUAUUCCCAACGAAGUGGAGAUUACGUUGCCGUCUGGAUCUUGGAGCACAACCUCAGCCCUGCAACAGCAGAGACAACCACCCAGCCCAGCGUCCGGCACAAUUCCUGUCCUUGAUGCAAACUACCAGGUGUCCGAGGAGCAUUCCAGGGCGUCGGCGUUUCCGCUUGAGUUUACGACUCUCAAUGCCUUUGACUCACUCUGGAGGACGAAUUUCUCGGCCGCAGUAAGGGGCUUCCCGGACAAGUUCCUUCACGAGCAUCAAGAUAUGUUUAUUGAGCGUUUCAAACAUGAGCAAAAACAAAAGGAGAUCCAGCACCACUACCAACUUCAGCACCAACUUCCUAUUCAUCUACAAUCACAUUCACAAGGACCCCCACUUGCUAGCACUGACCGUUACUUAUCUUCCUUUGGCCCCUCCACUUACUAUUCCGCCACCCGAGGCUUGCCAAGUCAACUCGGGCGGGGUUCCGCCUUGAACCCUUCUGGCCUCCCAGCUCAAAUGGCACCUCGUGAACGACCACAACCUCAGUACCCUCCUAUUUCCUCAUACUAUGGCCCGUCUCCAAUACCCACCGAUUAUCCACUAUACCCUGGCUCCAUGUACGGGUACGGGCAAGGAGCGUAUUUGCAAUACCAAUCCCUAGCUGACCAACAAAGACUACCCGCCCCGGCGAUGGCGGCCCCCAUGAUGGUGCACAGUGGUAGCACGCAGGGCUAUGGCUACAAUACUUUUGGAUAUCCAAUGCCAAGACAGCAGGCCCCGAUGAUGAUGUUUCGCGGCAGCAGUCAGGGCUCCAACUCGGUCUACCAGCCAACGCCGCCGUUGCCUUCGCAGGCCGCAACUGCAGUAGGCGCAGCAGGAGUAACUGCGAUGCCUACACCACCCUCCAAUAGUUCAGCUGCAGUUCCUAAAUUUGGAGAUUUAGUGUGGGAGAGCGAAUAUUUAUCGCGACCACCUAGCCUGGGAUCAAAGCCUGAUGGCACCGAUGACGUGAAAUCCAAGCUCGCUCCUAGUCCUGCUAUACGCAGGAGCCCUAGCCCGAUUAUACUAGCAGAGCCCCCACAACCUAAGCCGAAAGUUCCAGAUGACGAGCAGCUGGACCCGUUGGCCGAUCUCUGGGUAUUCGGGCUCGACCCUUCUGUUACCGAGGCCGUGCUCUUUGAGCUAUUCUGUGACAUCGGUCAGCUGCGCUCGAUCCGCGUUGAUCGCGACCAGAUCACGGGCCGCUCGCUUGGAUCUGCCACCGUCAGGUACAAAAACGCGUCAGACGCUGCGAAAGCCGAGAAGAAGCUGAACGGCACCACGAUCAAGGGCCGUCCAUUUAAUAUAACUUAUGGGGCCCUCUUUGCCCCUGCCCUCUUUGACCAUGUUGAGAUGACGGAACCUAUCAUCCAGAGAGAUGUUUCGGUCUCUGGUGGGAGCACGUCGUCGCCAACGGAGCAACUCAAGGAGGAAAAGGAAAUGUUGCAGGGAGUGAGGAAAUGGAGGCGGACACGUCAGCUAAGAUGGGGACAAGUCAGAUCUCCGCUGCAGUGAAUGCCAGUCUAAAUACGAAAUAUGUGGCGCUGUUGAGCGUGGCGGUUGAUGGUGGCGCAACAUGUCCGGGAAAAAUUGGAACCACCAACGCUUUACAGAGUACGGGUUCCAUACUUUACUUAGCGCAAGCCCCCAAAGCUUUUCCCUGUUGGCAAUCUAAUGUUUGUGCAGUGCACAAUUGUCUCUGCACUCUGUCUGCCAGCUCAAUUGAUAGCGACAUUCGUCAAAGAGGCUCAAUAAUGGCGACAAAGGCUUCCAGAUCCACUUCCAAGUUCCCGUUGAGGACAAAGACAAAGUCUGGGACACAGACAAAGUCUUACGAUUUUCCAACUGCAAAGUGGGUCGGCCCCUGCAAGCACUGACAUUUUGUGGCGGUUGCCGUGUCAGCCUGGACCGUGGGUUCACCAGGUGGCGCAGGCGGCG